This is a messenger RNA of Klebsormidium nitens, 704 nucleotides long. The record is from the annotation of a GenBank genome assembly. NCBI's taxonomy places the organism in Eukaryota, Viridiplantae, Streptophyta, Klebsormidiophyceae, Klebsormidiales, Klebsormidiaceae.
AUGCACUGUCAACGCCAAUGCCAGAAGGUGGCGGCUUCAGCCUUCAAAGCACCCACAGAUUCGCAGAGGUCACCAUUCUCAGCGGUCUUCUUUUGACCUGAGGGGGCGCCGCAUCGGCGCUCUCAUUCCUCGUUGCACUUCCCACUCCUCAGCAGCAGGUGUGGCAUUUCUGCUGAUGGCGGUCGGAGUAUCGCUCAAUGGCAAUGUUGGCUGACAGCUGCAGAAUUUUGGGAGGAGAUGGCUUUCUCAAGCAUGAGGUUCCUUACUAUUGAGGGCCUGUUUGCCCUCAUGGAGAUCAAGUAACCAAGGGAUUACCGGACGUACAUUGCAACCUGCAGACAAAUGCCAUCCUAAAAGAAAGGUGGAGUCUGUGGCCUUUCUCAAGCAAGACAGCGGCACCUUCACCACAACAAGGGUGCAAGUCAUCUCGAUGGUGGCAUAAGAAGAUUGCGGCCUGAAGAAACGCCUCCCUUCAGCCCAUCGCUUCGUUGAGGUUCUGAUCUCUACACUGCGCACCUCCUACAGUGUUUGGAGAUUACCCGAAGUUUCAAGUUGUUUCCAGACAAAUCACAUUUACCUGCUGUUGAAAAGCAAAACACUAAAGUUAUUGAGUUGCUAACGAGGUAGUACUAUCUGAAUCGUAGGUGCGUUGAGUAUGCUGGCCAUUUUGAAUAUGCACAAUAACCGCACAUUCAGGCUUCUAC